This is a messenger RNA of Arachis duranensis, 2687 nucleotides long. Its product is annotated as probable inactive leucine-rich repeat receptor-like protein kinase At3g03770. Gene Ontology annotation, molecular function: ATP binding; protein kinase activity; protein binding. Lineage: Eukaryota; Viridiplantae; Streptophyta; Magnoliopsida; Fabales; Fabaceae. Gene Ontology annotation, biological process: protein phosphorylation. The record is from RefSeq and is a predicted model, not a curated record.
AAAUGAUGAAAAACUAGUCUCAAGUCUCAACCUUCUUAUGCUUUCACUUUUCACCAAUAUCCAUUUUUCUUCACUUAACCCUUCAAAAUAGUUGCAUCUUCAAGAUGAAAUGGGAAAAAAAAAAACAGAAGAAAACCAGGACCAACCCCAUUUGUUAUUGAUUGAAGAAAGUGCAUAAUUGCAUAUAGCAGCAUGUGGAAGGAGUAAAUGCAUUAAAUUUCAGGUUUCAGGUAUCAUCUUAAUGGCAAAUUAAGAUUUAAGGACAAGUUCUGAUUUUCCAUUGGAUUCUUUUCUUCAUAUAUGCUAGUUGUUUUGUUCCUCCUUGAAGCCACUUGAAGACAGAAUUUUUGUCAAUGGGGUCCUUCCAAGACUUGGUUCUUGUGCUGUUAUGUUCUGUUUGGUGUGUCUUUCAUGCUGUUAAUUGCAAUGCUCAGUUACAAUCUUCUCAAACACUUGUGCUUCUUCAACUGAAAAAGCACUUAGAAUAUCCAAAGCCAUUGGAUAUUUGGAAAGAUCGUUGGACAAAUCUUUGUUCUUCAACACAACAAGUGAAUGUUUCAUGCAAUGAGAACUUUGUCACUGAACUCCUGAUUAUUGGUGACAAGACACAGAGCAAAUUUAGAGAAGAACAUGAAGGAUUUGAUGGUUAUGCAAUUCAAGAUCAAACACUUUCACAAGGGUUUUCAAUGGAUUCUUUUGUUGCUACUUUGGCAAGGUUAACUAACCUUAGAGUUCUGAAGCUUGUUUCUUUGGGAAUUUGGGGUCCAUUACCUGAUAGGAUUCAUAGGCUUUAUGAUCUUCAACACUUGGAUUUGAGUUCCAAUUUUCUCUACGGAUCAAUCCCUCCAAAGAUUUCAACCAUGGUGAAUCUCCAAACUCUUAAUUUGGGUGAUAACUUCUUCAAUGGUACUAUUCCAACCUUGUUCUUCAACUCAUCAAGUAAUUUAUCAUAUCUUAGUUUGAAGAACAACAAGUUGAAGGGUCAUUUUCCAAAUUCAAUUCUUGGCAUCAACACCCUUAAUGAGAUUGAUAUUUCAAACAACAAUAUUUCUGGUGGAUUGCAAGAUUUCAAUGGUUUGAGCAACUUGGAACACUUGGAUUUGAGUUGGAACAACUUGGAUUCAACACUUCCUCCAAUGCCAAAAGGAUUGAAGAAUCUUUUCCUAAGCAGGAACUCAUUCUCAGGUGAAAUUCCAAAGCAAUAUGGUAAACUAAGUAUGCUUCAAAUGCUUGAUGUUUCAAAUAACAACCUAAGAUGUAGCAUUCAGCUUCGAUUCGUCGACAUUUCGAAUAACAGGCUAAUGGGGGGCUUGCCUGAUUGUUUAAUCCGAACCGGACCCGAAAAUGAUGGAGUUGUUAAGAGUGAUGGAAAUUGUUUGUCUGGGAAGAAUUUUCAGCAUCAACAUGCAUUGUCAUAUUGCAAAGAAGAAAUUCCUCAAUUGAAGAAGGAAUCGCAUAAAGUUGGAGCAUUAUUUGUUGUUGGUGUCAUUGUUGGAAUUCUUGUUAUGGUUAUGGUUUUUGUUCUGUGCAUUGUUCUAGUUUGUAAAAGGUAUUAUUCAAAAGGGGUAUCAGAACAGCACCUAUUGCAUAAAUCAGUUCAAGAUAGCUACUCAGCAAGUUUGUCAUCUGAAAUUGUGACAAAUGCAAGGUAUGUUUCUGAAGCUGCAAAGUUUGGCAGAGAAGACCUUCCCUUGUGUAGGUCAUAUUCCUUGGAAGAGUUGAAGGAAGCAACAAAUAACUUUGACAACCCUAAUUUUAUGGGUGAAAAUUUAUAUGGGAAGCUUUACAGAGGAAAACUAGAGAGUGGAAUGCAAGUUGUGAUAAGGUGUUUGCCCUUGUCAAAAAAAUACACAAUUAGGAACUUCAAACUAAGGUUGGAUUUGCUAGCAAAGCUUCGUCACCCUCAUUUAGUGUCUCUAUUGGGACAUUGCAUUGAUGGUGUUAUUGGAGAUCAAAGUGACACAAAUGUCUUCCUUGUUUAUGAAUUUGUCUCAAAUGGAAGCUUUCAGACCUAUCUCUCAGAAGAUAGUGGUGGGAAGGUUUACAAUUGGUCAGAGAGAUUAUCAGUGCUAAUUAGUAUUGCCAAGGCUAUUCACUUCUUACACACUGGAAUGAUACCUGGCUUCUUUAAGAACAGACUUAAGACCAAUAAUAUAUUGAUUAAUGAGCACUGGAUGGCAAAGUUGAGUGACUAUGGAUUGUCCAUUAUAUCUGAAGAAACUGAUGCUUGUGGGGUAAAUGGAGAAAGUCCUGAUUCAAUGCAAAUGAAAAGGUUAGAGGAUGAUGUCUAUAGCUUUGGAUUCAUAAUACUUGAGGCACUUGUUGGACCUUCACUAUCUGCUAAAAGAGAAGCACUUAUGCUCCAUGAAAGGGGAUCAUUCAAUAGUCAAGAUGGGUGGAAACAGAUUGUGGAUCCAAUAGUGAUGUCAACUUGUUCUAAAGAAUCUCUAUCCAUUGUGAUAUCUAUAUCCAACAAAUGCAUUUCUCCUGAGUCAUGGAGCAGACCAUCCAUUGAAGAUGUCCUUUGGAACUUGCAAUAUGCUUCUCAAGUUCAGGCAACUGCUGAUGGGGUUUAGGGAUCAAAGGUAGUUUGUUUUCAGAAAUUGGGAUUGAAAUUCGAUAUUGUAUUUGGUAGUUUUGGAACACAAAAUUUUAGUGUGAAUACAGGAGAAUGAAAUUUUUUAAAA